Messenger RNA from Cadophora gregata, 1083 nucleotides. RefSeq lists its product as uncharacterized. The record is from RefSeq and is a predicted model, not a curated record. Lineage: Eukaryota; Fungi; Ascomycota; Leotiomycetes; Helotiales; Ploettnerulaceae. The transcript has 3 exons. Bases 1 to 1083 code for a protein of 360 amino acids.
AUGAAGCUCAUCUACCUCGAAACAACUCUACUGGUCCUCUUAAGCAAUGUCUAUGCCCAGGUGACAACUCUGAGUACGUUGACAAGCUACAGCAUAUCCUAUGAAACGCCUCCUGUGGUUCAACAUACAAUUACAUUCAAAAAUGUGUAUACUCUCACAUUGCCAGAUGGCAAAGUGACAACUUCGACAGAGAUACCUCCAACACAGCUCCCAAUUUCCCCCACAGCAACACUUGAGGAGAGCAAACGGACCGCAGGUGGCGUUUACACCGAAGCUACAACCAUCACCAAAACCAUCGAAGGUUGCUCCGUCACGCAAAAUGUGGACUGCAAGACAACUAUCACAAGCACCAAUAAGAUCACCAUGACCACUACAGUCGAGCCUGUAACUAGCAUAUCCACAGCAACAAGCUGUCCACCCGGUGGAACUGGUGUCACAGCCUGUCAAACUAGAACAGAUACGUUCACGACCUUGACAACAAAACUGAUCCCUGUCAAUACGGUGACAGAGAUCAAGGAGGCAACUACCGUACUGACGAAGACCGCAAGUGUUUCCUCUUCUGCAUCAACUGAUUCUACUGUAUCUACCUCCUCUUCUUCAACUGCAGAAUCGACACCAACAUCUUCACCAUCAUCAACAGAGAGCAUAUCAAGCAUACAUACUUCACUAUCGAGCACAUCCAAAAUAGAAGCUACGCCGUCCCCUUCAUCCACAGCUUCAUCGACCGAAACAUCUUCAACUUCAUCUUCGACUACACCCAGCGAAACACCUUCAGCCUCGACCCCAAUUCAAACGCCAACUCCAACCCCAAGUCCACCCAUACAAAUUCCCAUAGCAUCCACAGCCUCUGCAACUUCAUCGCCACUUACCGAUCUAUGCGGCGAAGAAUACACUUUUGCUGGAGCCCUGCCGACUGGACUGAUCUUCGAUCGGGACAUGACGGUCAUUGCACGUGGUACGAUGUACAGCGUUCCUUCUGGGAAACAUGUGGUUGGUACUGCUACUGGAUUAGGUGCUGAGCAAUCGCCUAAGCCGGAUUCGCCAAAGUUGAAGAGAAGUAGAUUUUGGGCGCCUAAGGCCUGA